CCACAACAAUUUGUCUUUAUGUUUCGUUGGAAACUUUUUCGAUUCUUUUCUAUUGAACAAGUUGCCGGUCCUCUUGAAGAAACAAACGCACUUAUAGUAGAACAAACCGACAAGAAUAGAAACGAUGGUAUUGACAAAACGUUGCUUCCUUUCUAUAGACUGUUGUCCUCUCGAGCUUUCCGGCAAUCAGCUCUUUCUUGUUUUAAGAGACCUCUGACAACCCAAAGAAGAAUAUUAUUUAUGCGACAACCUAAUAUUAUGGAAACUUUUCACUUCAAUUUCUCACAUAGUUCCUCUUUACUUCAAGAACCCAUGUUUGGGCACGGUAUUAUAGAAGUACCCAAUAGCACUUUGUGCGAUGCUGCAGUUCCUUCGAUAAUGGAUGACUUUGUUGCAUUCGUUGGAUUUGAACUUAUCCGUAGUAGCUUUUCCAGUUUAGAUAGAGAAAGAAAUGUGCUCAAAUUGUAUUAUUUGUAUUCCAGUUUUGAACAAACGAGUUCCCUUUUGGAGACUGGAGCCAUAUUUUAUCCCGAAGUUGCAAAAUUGGUCACAACGAUGCACUUGAGUUAUGAAAGUAGACCAACCGCUGUUGCUGUAGAUAGUCAUUGUAACAACGCUGCUGUGGGUUUUGCAGAUGGAACAGUUUUGCUUCUUAUGGGAGACAUAAAAGUGGACAAAACAAAUAAGCUUCGAAUUCUUCCUGGUGCUGGAGAAACAACGGGACCUUAUGGAGUUCACUUUCUUUCUUUUGAGACAAGUUGUUCAUCAUGGACACCGAAUAGCUCAGAAAUGAGAAUAUUUCUGACCACAUCUUCUUCAGUUGCAGUUAUCAAGGUCUAUUCUCUUGCUUCCUAUCACAGAGAAGUAUUAGAUAGAAAAGGAGGUGAACAAAUGCGUUGUUCUAUUAUGUUUUCUGUUGAAAGUAAUUCGGAUGAAAUGUUUGUUGCUCGAGAUGAGGCUAUCUAUUUUUUUCAUGCGGAUGGUCGUGGUCCUUGCAUUGCAUUUCCUUGUCUACACUCUCAAGUUUGUUCCAAAAAUAAUUAUAUUUUGGUAUGUAAUGAAAUGGAAGAUGGAGAGUGGAUGAUUUAUGAUAUGAAACACAAGUUAAUUGCCUUUCGAGAAAAGGCUCCCUGCACAAGAUUGGCUUGUUUAUGUGCUAUUUCCUCUCCAAGAGAAAUAUUUCGUAGGAUGGAGAAAGCUGAUCUUGUUGAGACAAGAGAAAUAUAUUUUUUGUUCAUAGCUACAGAUGGCUCAUGUUUUGUGCUGAGAGAAAGAUCGGUUCGAGAGAGAGUUCAUUUACUCAUGCAAAAGAGGUUCUAUGAAGCAGCUGUUGCUUUGGCUAGAAAUUGUGCAUCACAGUUUCCUUCAGAGUCUUCUCGCCAACUGAUGUAUCAAGUUCUUUUGGAGUUUGGAAUUCAUCUCUUAGGAAGAGGCGACUUUGAAUCUGCUGCUAAUCAGUUUGUAGAAGGGAUACAUUAUGGUAUUCCCGCAUCUAAAGCAAUCAAGCUAUUGUGUGAUCAACCUUGUACAAAAAAGGCUCUCAUUCGAUAUUUAGAAGCUUUGCACUUGCACGGUGAUGCAAGUCUGCCAUAUACUCGAGUAUUGCUAACUUGCUAUAAAUAUGAAAAGUUAGAAAAUGGAAAUAGUUUAUCUAAUGAUGCUCCAUCGGUAGAAGAGAAACUUCGGAAUGAUAUCGUACAAUAUUCAUUAUCGAAACGAGAUGCGAGAGAACUAUGUGAGUUGUGUAUCGAUGCAGGAUUGACAACAUUGGCACAAGAAUUUGCUUGGUCUUUCGAGAUAUACGAUAUCUUUUUUGAACAGAGUCUUCAAAAGAAUCAAUCCAAUAUUAUCGACGUGUUUGAACAAUUUUCUAGUUUAGAACCUUACAAGGUAUUGGAGGCAUUGGAAUCUUAUGCAAGAAGAUUCUUUGAUUGUUCUUCUAUCCAUUUUAUGAAAUGGUUGAGUAACUGGACUUGCCGUUUGUUUGCGGAUUCAUCUUCAAGUCAACAACAUUGGGAGAAGUUUAUUCAAACGAUAUGUCAUUUGUAUAUAGACAAUCCAAGAGGUUUGAUAAAAUUUUUUGAAAGUAUAUUCAAUUCCGAAGUAGAUAGCGCUCUUGUUCUUUGGGAUGUGAAAACAUUACGUCGAAUGUGGUUUGAGUCUCUUUUAUUCACAGACUCGAUGAAUUUUUUGGAAACUGAAGAAAAGAUCCCUUUUGAACAAACAAACAUGAAAGUAGCUGAGCCACAUUUUCUUUCAACGCUAUAUGAAAGUACAAUGCUUAUAGGAAGACCUGCAGUUUCUACUCGGAACAAGAAGAGCAACAAGGCACUCAAUCUAUUGCAAAGUUCUCGAGUCGGUAUCGAAGAUUUUGAAGCCUUAUCUCUUGCGGAGUUGUAUGGACAUGCUCCUUGUAUGGAAUAUUUGUAUGAAAGAACCAAAAAAUAUUCAGAUGUUGGUCAGAUGCUUUUGUUGAAGGAAGAUGCAGCAUCUUUGUUGAGAGUUUGUCGUCGUCAUGGCAUUCGUGAACCUAACUUAUGGAUACAAUUAUUGCAAUUCUAUGCUUCUUUGUAUAAGGAUAACGUGAAUCGUGAAAGACAACGAUUUCCAGCUAUUCUUCAAGAAGCUAUCGAUGCAUUGGAUCGUUCUGGUAUUAUGACUCCUUUGGGUAUUGUAGAAAGCCUUAUGAAUUGUUCAGAUGGAAAAAUACCUCUUCCUAUCAUUCAGAGUUACAUGGAUAGAACAUUGAGUGCAUUAAGAUAUCAACUGGAAGAAGAGGAAGCUACUCUGAAUACUUUAGAGAGUCAAAUGCGUAGUUUAAAAGAAGAAAGAAGCAAGUUGAAUGAUUCAGUUAUGAUCAUUCAGAAUGAUCGUUGUAGCAAAUGCGGUGUUGAACUCACUGUGCCAUUGAUCCACUUUUUAUGUGGUCAUUCUUACCAUAUAGACUGUCUGGUAGAUAUGCAAUCGAGCACAAGAUCUGUCUCAACAGCCUUAGGUAAUAGUACUUACAGUGGUCAAACUUCAGAGUUGAGAGUGGACACAAGUACUUUGAGUUGUUCACUUUGUGAGCGCGAGUUUGAAGGAAUCGUAUCUAUGAAGGCAGCUUUUGAAGAUAGAAAAAGGGAACCAGAAGACUUUUUUCGCUUUAUUUCAAAUAGCAAGGACGGUUUCAAUACCGUAGUUGAGUUUUUAGGACGUUGCGUAUUUUCCUGAGUGGCAAUUCAAAGUCUUUUGUGCGCACAGAAUCAUCCAUUACUUCCUUUUCGUUCAGUAAAGGUCAGUAAUGUACGCGAAUAUAGUCUAGCCUUCCUGGUUAAGAACAAACAACCAAACGAUGAUGAGCCACUGUAGGCGGGUUGCCGCUCGACCGUUAAGAAGGCAUAAUAA
Galdieria sulphuraria is the source of this 3387-nucleotide messenger RNA. Its product is annotated as vacuolar protein sorting 11-like protein. Lineage: Eukaryota; Rhodophyta; Bangiophyceae; Galdieriales; Galdieriaceae. The record is from RefSeq and is a predicted model, not a curated record. Gene Ontology annotation, molecular function: protein-macromolecule adaptor activity. The transcript has 2 exons. Gene Ontology annotation, cellular component: endosome; HOPS complex. Gene Ontology annotation, biological process: vacuole organization; organelle fusion; endosome organization. The coding region runs from base 19 to 3213 and encodes 1064 amino acids.